UGUCGCUGCAGACUGAGCUGUCAGAGUUCAUGAGAAACUGUCCACAGAUAAACAUGACAGGACGACUCUCUGCACUCAGAACAGACGGUGUGGAUAAAAAUGUUUGGGUUGAGUUCACAAAGCUAGCAGCCGACUACAAAGCUGUGAACCUGGGUCAGGGAUUCCCAGACUUCUCCCCUCCAAAGUUUGUGCAGGACGCUUUCUGUAAUGCUCUGAAUGGAGGCCCGCUAAUGCACCAGUACACCCGAGCUUUUGGCCACCCAUCUCUGGUCAAAUCUCUGUCCAAAUUCUUCAGUAGGAUUGUGGGACAUGAGAUUGAUCCAUUUGAGGACCUCCUGGUCACUGUUGGAGCGUACCAGGCUCUCUACUGUGCUUUUCAAGCUCUGGUUGAUGAAGGAGAUGAGGUCAUAAUAGUUGAGCCGUUCUUUGACUGCUACCAUCCAAUGGUGAUGAUGGCAGGAGGAAAAGCGGUGUAUGUUCCUCUGAGGCCGAAAGCUGACAGCGGUGCCGUCCUGUCGAGUGGAGACUGGGUUCUCUCUUCUGAGGAACUUUCCAGUAAAAUAACUCCACACACUAAAGCCAUCGUCAUCAACACUCCUAACAACCCGCUAGGCAAAGUUUAUAAGACAGAGGAGCUCCAAAUGAUCGCUGAUCUGUGCAUCAAGCAUGACCUGCUGUGCAUCAGUGAUGAGGUGUACGAGUGGCUGACUUAUGACGGAGCCAAACACGUCAAGAUCGCCAGCCUUCCUGGGAUGUGGGAGCGAACCAUCACUGUAGGCAGUGCAGGAAAGACGUUCAGUGCUACUGGAUGGAAGGUUGGCUGGGCCAUGGGAGCUGGGAGUGUCAUCAAACGUCUGAAAGCCAUGCAUCAGAUGUCGGUGUUUGACUGUGCAACUGCUGCUCAGGAGGCGGUAGCUCAGGGAUUUGAGAGAGAGUACAAAGUCUUUGCUACUCCAGAGAGCUACUUCCAUCAACUGCCUGCUAUGCUGCAACAGAAGAGAAACAAGCUGGCCUCGUGUCUGCAGAGCGUGGGUCUGCAGCCCAUCAUGCCUGAGGGAGGAUACUUUAUCAUGGCAGACAUCUCCUCUCUCACGGUGGACUUUAAGGACCAGAGCGCUGAGGAUGAACCAUAUGACUUCAGAUUUGUUAAAUGGAUGAUCAAAGAGAAGGGUUUGGCAACAAUCCCGGUCUCUGCUUUCUACAGUCCAGAGCACAGCAAGGAGUUUGACAAAUACAUCCGAUUCUGCUUUGUGAAAGAGGACUCAACUUUGGAUGCAGCCGAGGACAUCUUGAGAAACUUUAGCCUGUAAAAUAAACACAUUAUGGAGUUCACACUAGUCAUGCC
Molecule: messenger RNA, 1345 nt
Organism: Cheilinus undulatus (humphead wrasse)
Lineage: Eukaryota; Metazoa; Chordata; Actinopteri; Labriformes; Labridae
Product: kynurenine--oxoglutarate transaminase 1-like
Exons: 13
Coding region: 30-1310 (426 amino acids)
Biological process (GO): biosynthetic process
Cellular component (GO): cytoplasm; mitochondrion
Molecular function (GO): L-kynurenine:2-oxoglutarate transaminase activity; pyridoxal phosphate binding
Source: RefSeq, a predicted model, not a curated record